Molecule: messenger RNA, 4097 nt
Organism: Corythoichthys intestinalis (scribbled pipefish)
Lineage: Eukaryota; Metazoa; Chordata; Actinopteri; Syngnathiformes; Syngnathidae
Gene: tgfbrap1
Product: transforming growth factor, beta receptor associated protein 1
Exons: 13
Coding region: 330-2963 (877 amino acids)
Biological process (GO): vesicle-mediated transport; autophagy; endosomal vesicle fusion
Cellular component (GO): cytoplasm; membrane
Source: RefSeq, a predicted model, not a curated record
AAAGUCGCAUACGGUACUAUGGGCGGUGUUUACUGCUGGACAAGCCAAACUACCGAGGCCAACAGCACCGUACAUGCGAUAUUUUAUGUGUUGGUCCAUAUUACCCGUCAAACAGAUAUGUUGAUGUUUGUCUGUCCGUAUCUUUCAUGGUGAUCUUCGGAGGAGUAGAACCAUUGCUGUCUGUUUCCAGCCUGCUUCAGCAAGCGCGAAGUUCUGCUCACUAACCCAGCAAAUAUGAAGGAAAUUGGGCAAGGAGUUGGUGCACGGAUGUCUUAAAAACGAAAGGCCGAUUGAAAACUGCAUUUUCUAUUUUCGAUGCCUUGGCCAAGAUGAGCGUGAAGGCCUUUGAGCUCAUCCCUGCUGUGGAGAGGGAUCUCCUAAUGGGCGAUAAGGCUCGUAUCAACAUUGAAUGUAUCGAAUGUUGUGGAAAACAUUUGUAUGUGGGAACCAACGAUUGCUUCAUUCACCACUUCCUGCUCGACGAGGUUACUUCCGCCAAAGGAAGACCGAGCUACUCAGCUCAGAAACUGCUGCACAAAUACUUGGGCCUUAAGAAGCCAGUGGCUGAAUUGCGGGCUGCCUCAGCUUUGGAGCGUCUCAUAGUGCUUUGUGAUGGAAUUGUUUUCCUUGUCGACAUGGUCACUCUGGAAAAUGUGCCAUCAGCAGCCGGUGGUGGUGCCAGGAUUAGAGGUGUUACGACAUUCUGCAUUAAUGAGAAUCCUGUGAACGGUGAUCCAUUCUGCGUGGAGAUGGGUGUCCUUUCCUUAAAGCGUAGGACAGUGCAAAUUUACAUGGUUUAUGAAGACAGAGUGCAACUGGUCAAAGAAGUGAGCACACCAGAGCAACCCUGUGCUGUCAGUCUUGAUGGUUACUUUCUGUGCCUGGCGUUGGCAACUCAGUACAUGAUCCUAAACUACAAGACAGAAGCUGCCCAAGAUCUUUUCCCUUACAACAGUGAAGAGCGGAGACCCAUUGUAAAGAGGAUUGCCCGGGAGGAAUUUCUUUUGGCGGCACCGGGUGGUCUUGGAAUGUUCGCUAACGCGGAAGGAGCUUCUCAACGGGCCCCAGUCAACUGGUCUGAGAGUGUCAUUGGUGCAGCUGUGUGCUUCCCAUAUGUGGUGGCCUUGGAUGAGAGCUUCAUUACCAUUCACAGUAUGUUGGAUCAACAGCUGAAACAGACACUUUCGUUCAGGGAUGGAAACAUCCUCCAAGACUUUGAAGGCAAGGUGAUUGUGGCGUCCACCAAAGCUGUAUAUAUUCUGGUGGCCUUACCGCUGGAGAGACAGAUCCAGGAUUUGCUGGCCAGCCACAGAGUGGAGGAGGCACUUGUUCUCUUAGAGGGAGCACAAAUAAAUAUUCCUAAAGAAAAGUUCCUGGUUUUGCACAAAAGAAUCCUGCAGCAGGCAGGCUUCAUACAGUUUGGUAAACUUCAGUUUGUAGAAGCAAAAGAACAUUUCAGGAAAGGUCAGCUGGAUGUACGUGAGCUGAUUUCCCUCUACCCACUGCUACUGCCAGCUUCAUCCUCAUUCACACGCUGCCACCCGCCUCUUCAUGAGUUUGCAGAUCUCAACCACCUGGCACAAGGUGAUCAGGAAAAAAUAUUGAAAUGCAAGAAAUUCCUGAUCAGUUAUUUGACAGAGGUCCGAAGCACACAAGUACCUAACGGUUGCAGAGAAGAUGUAGACACUGUAUUGUUAAAGUUGUAUGCUGAACAGGAUCACGAGAGCCUCUUAGACCUACUAGUAUCAGACAACGCCUGCCUGCUCGCAGACUGUGUCCCAUGGCUGGAGAAAUAUCACAAGUAUUUUGCACUUGGGCUGCUUUACCAUUCUAAUGGUCAGGAUCUUGCAGCACUUCAGGUGUGGGUUCGUGUUGUAGACAAGGAACUGCAGGAUUCUACUAGACCUGAUCUGUUUGAGUACAUUGUAGAUUUUCUUUGCUACAAUGCCGAUCAGGACCUUGUGUGGAAGUAUGCAAACUGGGCCCUACACAAGAAUCCCACUACAGCUGUCCACAUCUUCACAAACAGGUCUGUGGGUAAAGUCCAACCAGAACUUCAACCUAAAGAUGUCAUCACAUACCUUGAAAAGCACAGGGAGGCUCUUCUUCUCUACUUGGAACACCUGGUACUUGAAAGAAAAAUCCAGGAGGAGCAAUUUCACACACAUUUGGCAGUCUUAUACCUAGAAAGGGUCUUAUCUUUACUGUCAGACUCUCCAACUAAUGAAGAGAAGCUCAGCAAAAGCAGAGAGAAGCUCCAGUCUCUACUCAGGGUAUCAGAGCUGUACAGAGCUCAGUAUCUUUUAGGUAAGAUGGAUAACUGUGAACUGUUGCUGCUGGAGCGUGCAACUCUAUACGGAAAACUGGGGGACCAUGAUAAAGCACUCCACAUUUUAGUACAUAAACUUAGAGACUUUAAAUCUGCGGAGGCCUUUUGUAUUUGGACCUCAUCUAAUCGGGAUUCUACUUACCGACAAAAGCUGUUCCACCUCCUCCUGGAGAUGUAUCUUGACAAAAGCGACACAGGGAAAUCCCCACCAACACUGUGCAAAGACAGUGGAGAUCUGGAAAUGGCAGCAGUCGAUCUCUUGAAUCGUCAUGGAGAGUUGUUUGAUCCAGUCCAUGUGCUGAGGACACUGCCAGAUGGCUGGUCGCUGCAGUUGCUUCGACCCUUUCUAAGCCGAACAAUUAGGGCCAGUAUGCAUGCCUCCCGUACGUCACAGAUUGCCCUUGGGCUUGCCCAUUCAGAACACCUUCAACUACUGCAGGACAAGUUGAAAGAAACAAAGAAGCCAAUUUCUGUGUCUGCAAAGAAAGGAUGCCACUUAUGCCACAACACCUUCAGUGACACUGACGUGGUGUGUUUGCCAGGUGGUGUGCCUGUCCACAAACACUGUGCCGCCCAAAGAAUAAGAGACUCCCCUACAAAGAGACAGUUGACUAACACCAGCAACCACACGUGAGCCCUGGCCGUCACACUUUUCAUGAAAAAGGACCAAAACCCAGCUGGGUGUACAGCCUUUUGGGACAGCUAAUGACUUUGUGGAUGAGGACAAUGCAUUCGUCACUGUGGUCAGAUCUCCAAUGGAGUCUGCAACAAUCACCAAGACAGCUAUGUGUUUCUGGCAAAAGGAUUGCGGAUGUAUGAUGGAGAGCAUAUUCUAUAAGAGUGGCAUGAAGUUGAACAAUCAGAAUAUUUCACUCGUUCAAAGCCAAAUGAAUGGUCCUUUAUCAAUAUGAUAAAAAACAAAACAAAAAAACCUACAGAUACAAAUUCCUACACACAUCUGAUGCAUCACUGUACGUUCGUCCUAACCCUUUGAUUUCACUCAGAAUGACUUGUCAACAGAUCAUACUGCCUUAGUUGUGUUCUGAUGAGAGAACUUGUCAUAACAGGCUUACAUGCACAAUGCAGGCGUGUUGGAUACCAAAUUGAAAUACAUACAACAUAAGACCUGGUAUUCCAGAUCAAUAAGGUAUUUCUAUUGUUGGCAUUCUGCUGUGAAAAUCCCGGUUGUUUUAAGUAAUAUAAAUGCAUCAUUAUUCAGUGUUUUAUCUGGUGAUUGAUGCCUACCGUGUUGCUUUUCCCAUUUGAUUCCAUUUAUUCGUUGCAGACCUCAAAAUUACCUAUGUGCAAAUGACAAGACUUUUUCUUAACUAAACCACAAAGCUAAAAUUCUAAGCACGCGGUGAUUACUCCUCUUUGUUGUUGUUUUUUUUUUUCCAUCGGAAUUUUUUUCGUAGUUGAUAUGAUGCCCAUUGCUCUAGUUUCCAUUGUUAUCCACAAGGUGACAAGGUAUAGAAUGCAUGCAGUGCGAAUCUGGCAUGAAAAUGAAUGGACCUAAUGUAUUUUACGGCACUAUGCUCUCUUCUAGCUUAGGUGAGCAACAUUUAAAUGACUUCCAUCAGUCAUUCGUUUCCUGUGCUGAAAAAACACAUUUAAAAAGGGAAGGUGGUAUUGCUUUAUUUUAUUGAUAAGGAAAUAUAACUAAAUAAUUUGUGUGUAUCACUGUCAAAAACACUUUUCAUGAUGGAUGAUGAGAUUGCCUUUUACUGUGGUUUAGCACAGGAGAGAAUUUGUAUGAAAAUAAAACCAC